Acanthisitta chloris (rifleman) is the source of this 466-nucleotide messenger RNA. RefSeq names its product zinc finger, CCHC domain containing 10 (gene ZCCHC10). Gene Ontology annotation, molecular function: zinc ion binding; nucleic acid binding. The annotation marks the transcript as partial. The record is from RefSeq and is a predicted model, not a curated record. Lineage: Eukaryota; Metazoa; Chordata; Aves; Passeriformes; Acanthisittidae. The transcript is spliced from 3 exons.
GGAAGCAAACAAGCAGCAUGUGAGGUGCCAGAAGUGUUUGGAGUUUGGCCAUUGGACGUAUGAAUGCACAGGGAAGAGGAAAUACCUGCACAGACCCUCGAGGACAGCUCAGCUAGCCAAAAUCCUGAAAGAGAAGCAACUUCUGCUGCAACAAAGUGCUGGAGAAAGUGCUGCGGAAAAGAAGACCAAGAAGAAGAGAUCCAAGAGUGUGACCAGUUCCAGCAGCAGCAGCAGUGACAGCUCAGGCAGCGACUCCUCAUCGGACUCCGAGGACUCUUCUACCUCCUCCUCCUCCUCUGACAGCGACAGCGAUGAGAGCUCCUCCUCCUCCUCCUCCUCUCCAUCCUCCAGCAGCUCCUCCUCCUCUUCCGAGUUCGACUCGGACUCCAGCUCCUCCUCCAGCAGCAGCAGCAGCUCAGACAGCAGCUCUGAAGAUGAGCCCCCCAAGAAGAAGAAGAAGAAAUAG